Messenger RNA from Nannochloropsis gaditana CCMP526, 996 nucleotides. RefSeq names its product light-harvesting protein. Gene Ontology annotation, cellular component: membrane. The transcript is spliced from 4 exons. Gene Ontology annotation, biological process: photosynthesis, light harvesting in photosystem I; response to light stimulus. Bases 26 to 634 code for a protein of 202 amino acids. The record is from RefSeq and is a predicted model, not a curated record.
ACAGAUUUGUUCUCUAACUAAAAUUAUGAAGCUCUUGUCUUUCGCUUGCCUCAUCGGCGCCGCUGCCGCCUUUGUGCCCCCCAUGCCCGUUACGACUCGUGCCCGCGGCGCUGUCUCCAUGAUGGCUGAGAAGUCCAAAUCCAUCCCUUUUUUGCCCCGCCCGCCUGCGCUGGACGGCACUGCCCCGGGAGACGUGGGCUUUGACCCGGUCGGGUUCACAAGCUGGCUGCCCUUGGCGUACUUGCAGGAGGCCGAGAUCAAGCACUGCCGCAUCGCCAUGUUGGCAACCCUCGGGUGGAUUGUCGCGGAUUUUGUCCACCUCCCUGGUGAUGUCCACGCUGUUAGCUCCCUGGCCGCCCACGACGUGGCUGUAAAGUCGGGCGCCCUCGCCCAAAUCCUCAUCUGGACCUCCAUCGCGGAAGCGAUCUCCGUCGUUGCCAUCUCUCAGAUGCUCGAGGGCUCUGGCCGCCAGCCCGGUGACUUCAAGUUCGAUCCCCUGGGCUUUGCCAAAGACGAGCAGACUCUGAAGAAGCUGCAGCUGAACGAGCUCAAGAAUGGACGUUUGGCCAUGCUCGCCUUCUCUGGCAUUGUCACCCAAGCCGCCCUGACCGGCCACUCCUUCCCGUACAUGUAAACCUUCUCGAUUUAUCUCUCCGUUCGUCAGAAAGUCAGCGUCGUCAUUCUCCUCCCACAUUUAAGCCCGUAGCCGUCGUGGUCGCAUACAUGUUGAAUUCGUGUAUGAAAACCUCUCGCUGGUGCAUCUUGAUCAACCAUUUUGCUUCCAGACAUAGACUUUGUAUCUUCUUUGUGAGACUUCGAGAGAAUAUAUUUUAGACAGCGUAAGUGACGUGAGAAUUGAUUGCGCGUGCGUGCGAGGCUGCAAGAGGCAGACAGCAAGUGUGAAGGAGAGUGGAUUGCAGAGAACUAGAGAGGCAGAAGAAAAGAGUCGCGAGCGAGCAUCUAGGUCUAAUUUAAAUUAUGUCUCCGGAAUUACAA